Rotaria sordida is the source of this 276-nucleotide messenger RNA. NCBI's taxonomy places the organism in Eukaryota, Metazoa, Rotifera, Eurotatoria, Philodinida, Philodinidae. The record is from the annotation of a GenBank genome assembly.
AUGAAUGAAGCAUGGUACGAUAAACUUGAUGAAAUUAAUCAUAAUGAUGCAGAAAAGCCAAUGAUUACCCUUGGUUUAUUAAGUUUUGGUGUUCUUGCACCCUUCUAUGUUGUCUAUCGCAAUCAACAAGAAGAAGAACCUCAAGAGCAGUCACCAUUGAAUAAAGAAGAAUCUCAAGAACAGUCACCAUUGAAUAAAGAAGAAUCUCAAGAGCAGUCAUCAUUGAAUAAAGAAGAACCUCAAGAGCAGUCAUCAUUGAAUAAAGAUGAACAGUAA